Messenger RNA from Suncus etruscus (white-toothed pygmy shrew), 956 nucleotides. RefSeq names its product protein tyrosine phosphatase mitochondrial 1 (gene PTPMT1). The transcript has 4 exons. The record is from RefSeq and is a predicted model, not a curated record. NCBI's taxonomy places the organism in Eukaryota, Metazoa, Chordata, Mammalia, Eulipotyphla, Soricidae. Bases 175 to 780 code for a protein of 201 amino acids. Gene Ontology annotation, molecular function: phosphatidylglycerophosphatase activity; phosphatidylinositol-4,5-bisphosphate 5-phosphatase activity; protein tyrosine/serine/threonine phosphatase activity. Gene Ontology annotation, biological process: protein dephosphorylation.
UGGCCGCAGCCCCGCGUCCCCGGCCGGCCCGCCGAGCCCCCGGGAGCAGCGAUCGGGCCCGCGGCGUCGGCGUCGGCGUCGGCGCCGGCCGAAGGCGCCGGGCGGGCGUCCGUGUGCCUGUCGGCGCGGCCGCGCGGCUGCACGAAGCUGCGCCGCUUCGGGUGGGACGGUCGCAUGGCGGCCCGCAGCCUGCUGGAGGCCGGCCUGGCCCGGGUGCUCUUCUACCCGUCGCUGCUCUACACGCUCUUCCGCGGCAAGCUGCCCGGCCCGGCGCACCGCGACUGGUACCACCGCAUCGACCGCACCGUGCUGCUGGGCGCGCUGCCGCUGCGGGGCAUGACGACGCGGCUGGUGCGGGACGAGAACGUGCGUGGGGUGAUCACCAUGAACGAGGAGUACGAGACGAGGUUCCUCUGCAAUUCUUACAAGGAAUGGAAGAAAUCGGGCGUGGAGCAGUUGCGGCUCAGCACUGUAGACAUGACUGGGAUCCCAACCCUGAAAAACCUCCAGAAAGGGGUUCAGUUUGCUCUCCGGUACCAGUCGCAGGGCCAGUGUGUCUACGUGCACUGUAAGGCGGGCCGUUCCAGGAGUGCCACCAUGGUGGCAGCAUAUUUGAUGCAGGUGUAUAAAUGGAGUCCGGAGGAAGCCGUGGAUGCCAUCACUAAGAUCCGAUCACAUAUCUACAUCAGACCGGGCCAGCUGGAAAUUCUCAAACAGUUCCACAAGGAGAUUACUUUAGAGGCAGCAAACAGUCAGACUUUUCACAGUGCACAGACAUGAAGUACACGCAUGGAUUAGAAAGAACACAAGAUUAUCCCGUUUGCUGCAGGAAAUGUUUUAAUAGGACUAAAGGGACUUUAAGCCUCAACUUGAUGUAAAAGAAUGUGUUAAGUAAUGAGUAAUUUUGUUCCUUUAUCUUGUUUUGUUUUCUUUGAAAUAACAUGUUGUGUGGAUAA